Messenger RNA from Humulus lupulus (European hop), 694 nucleotides. RefSeq names its product coatomer subunit beta'-2-like. The coding region runs from base 1 to 600 and encodes 199 amino acids. The record is from RefSeq and is a predicted model, not a curated record. Lineage: Eukaryota; Viridiplantae; Streptophyta; Magnoliopsida; Rosales; Cannabaceae. The transcript has 5 exons.
AUGACAGGGGCUCGUGGGUCUUGUGAAAACGACGGGCUCAGGGUCGUGGGUGGCUCGGUCUCACGGAGGGGGUGGGUGGCUCGGUCUUGCAGAGAGGUCGUAGGUGGCUCGGUCUUGCAGAGGGCUCGGUCUCGCAGAGAGCUCGUCAGUAAGAAAGCUGCUGAGUCAUUAGCUGAUCCAGACGAAUACCCUAAUUUGUUUGGCGAUUGGGAUGUUUCUCUUUCCCUUGAAGCAGAAAGUGGAAAAAACAGGUGCAAUUAUCCUCCUGCUAAACUGUACCCAAUCUAUGCUAAGAAAUCAACCACCAACCUUCUUGAGAAGUUUAAGAGCAUGCGAAUUGAUGAAAACGAUGAUCCAACUGAAAAUGGACAGCAUGAUCAUGAGGAGACUCUGGGGAACAAGGAAAAUCAUGGACAAGGAGCUGUGGUUGAAGAGUAUGCUAGUUCCACAAAUGGUAUUGUUAUUUUAGAUAGUAAGGAGGAUGAAGAAGAAUUGGGAGCAAAGGAUGAGAACAGUUCACCACAAAAAUUGGAAGUUAAAGACGAGAGCACUUCAGCAUAUGAAUUGGAAGCAAAGGAUGAGAACACUUCACCAUCCUAAGGUGAUGCUUUGCUGAAAGUAUGAAGUGAACAUAGGAUACAUUACCAGUUCCACAGGACAAGCUAGGUCCAGCUGUUAUACGCAUAUCUUCUGG